This is a messenger RNA of Mizuhopecten yessoensis (Yesso scallop), 3748 nucleotides long. RefSeq lists its product as uncharacterized. NCBI's taxonomy places the organism in Eukaryota, Metazoa, Mollusca, Bivalvia, Pectinida, Pectinidae. The record is from RefSeq and is a predicted model, not a curated record. The transcript has 12 exons. Bases 154 to 3369 code for a protein of 1071 amino acids.
CUACAGUACUUGCUGCGACAUGAAUAGUAAAUAAACAAGGAAUGGCCAAUUGGCCGGAUUAACAGACCACAUCAGGUAUGUUUUUAUGUAGCUACUGGCCGGAUUGACAGACCACAUCAGUUAAAAAAGGAUCAUAUUGGAUCAAUCUAAAAAAUGGCCAAUGAAAAGAAGGUCAGCUCUCACUUGACCUACCAAGAACUUUGGGACGCUGUCCGUUUUCGUGAUAUGCCUCAAAUAGACGCCUGGGUCAGUGAGGGCCUUGAGCUCUUCGAUUAUGACCGCCAGAUGACGGUAUAUCAUAUCGCCUCACAGUGUGGGACCGUUGAUUUUAUAGAAGAACUGGUUCGAAGACACCCUACCACGACACAUCUGAUUAUGCGCGGCAGCAAAGAAGGUGCCGUGACCAGUCUCCACUGGUGUUGUUGUAUGACAGCCAAUGAGAAAGAUGACAGCGGCCAUAGCGUCGGCAUCCUCGACGCCCUUUGUAGGGCCGCGGGUCCGGGACUAGCGCUAUACAGUACGGGGAACGAGGACGCGGCUACAUGGACUGACUGGGCAAACGAUGACGAAAAACUAUGUGAAUAUAUAAAAUGGAGAAGACAAAACACGGCAGGGUUGCCUCCGGAGAUAAGGCGUCUAGACAACCGAUCCAUCCACCAAUACAUUCAUACGUUUGGCAGCAUGGGGAGCGAAUCUGCUGAGAGAUACAAGCAAGCCAUUAAAGGUAAGACGGAGACCUCUUACUGCAUCCGUCUGGUAUUCCUUGGACACGAAGGUGUGGGGAAGACAACUCUGAUGUUACGGAUGACUGACCAGGACGUAUCCAAAUUGAAACCCACAAACCAACUGGACGUCCUCCUCAAUCUGCUCAUCAUUGACCGAAUCAACAAACAACGUAAACUUCUCCAGCCAGGAAUGGAACAGGAAGUUACUCGCCAGAGGCUCAGAGAUGUUAUUGUCGACUCAUUCCUCUCAGACCCUUCCUCGACAACUGAAGACGGAACUGCGUUGGGUGCGAUGACAAAGCCGCCGGAUACUCCAAUCACAGAGGGCAUUGUGAAUCGUAGUUCGAGUACUUUUUCUGAGAGCCCACGAGCCUCUUUGGUGACUCCUACCACACCCCCUGAAGUAACCUCUCCACCUACCACACCUUUAACUCCGGACACAGUCUUUAACGCGCCCCCUAUUAUGACCACCUCAGCUAUUCACACAGAGGCAGCCGUCGUCAUGACAUCUGGACCCACAGAAGAUUUUGGACAACGAGGACACAAAACCUAUGUCAGUGUCUUUGAUUUUGGUGGGGAAAUGAUGUUCUCCAACUUCCAACAUAUUUUCCUGAAUACAAACGCAGUUAUACUCCUUUGCUUCAGCUUACAUAACUGCUUUCAGAACGACGCCAUUUUAGACCGUGUCUACUUCUGGUUGAAGUUCCUGUCUACCUUUUCCGACGCGAACAGUAGAUAUCAACCACCGGUGAUUCUAGUGGGAACCCAUCUGGAUAUGGUGGAGGAGAGUCAGAGAACAUCGAUCAGGCAAGAGGUCAGGAGGAAGAUCAAGAGUGAUCCCCAGGUGGCUACAGCGUUUGACAGACACGUGGUUGAGUUUGUGAUUAAAAACAGUACAGUAAAUGUUCGGUCAGCCUAUGAUGAUCUAUGGAACCUAGUACACGAGGCGGCUGUGCACCAAUCACAAUGGGGACAGCUUCUUCCCGCUACCUGGAUCACACUAGAACGUGACCUGAUGCUUCUGAAAGGUCAAGGAGUAAAGGUCAUGACUUUAGAUGAAGUCAAUGCCAGAGCUAGGAAUUUAGUGGUACCGUUGGAUGAACGUGAUGUUCUUGCAAUGCUCGAGUAUCUUCAUGUUAUACGAAGCAUAUUAAGUUUCCAAUUGGAAAAUCCGAAUUCCCGGAUUAUCCUCGACCCUCAGUGGUUGAUUCAGGCAUUCAGAAUGAUUGUGACCACUGUGAAAUUCCGCCAGCAAGGACUGGACCCUGAACUGAUCUCGGAAUACGACAGAACAAGACGAUUGACCAUACCUUUUAUCGACGCGGUUUGGACAAAAGGAGAUGCAGAGGGGUUCAUGGAGUUUAGAGACACCAUAUUGCUUUACCUCGACCGUCUCGAGCUGAUUGUUAAGCCACUUCCGAAAGAGGACGAGACGUGUGUAGACUAUUUCAUCGUGCCGUGCUUGCUUGAUGAACCGAACCCUAAUCAUAUUAGACCAUUACUAGAACAGAAGGGAACCAUCAAAUCACGAACACUUUGUUUCGAGUUUCGUGAACGUUUCAUUCCUCCCGCUGUAUACAACAAGAUUUUGGCUUCUUGCAUACACCGCUUUGAGGUGCUUCGACUGUCCGACCAAAACGACAACCUAUAUCUACAACAAGGACUGGCAUGUUUUGCAAUAAGUGUUCGAUGGAAUAUGGCUCUACAUUGCAAAGACUCUCAGAUAAAAGUUACUUUAUUUUCUAAUGUUGUAAAGAAAGUGGAAGAGGGGGACGGUUACAUGGUUCGAGUCAUUUUAGAAACAAUUAUUCAGGCAACAAUGAAACGAUCCCACCAAGGUCACCUAAGAUUUGACUAUUAUGUCAGCGAUGACUUCCAGGUGAAGAAUGAUGAGAGUAUGGUAAAAGUAUUGACGACUACACAGGUAAAAUCAAUGUCUAGACGGUCAACGGAUACGGCUGUCUGGUUCACUGUACGAAAGCAGAUGGCCAAGUCCUCCCUGUCAGUUCCGCAGUCUGAACGUACUCUUCUGAAAAGAUGCCCAACGCCAAGGGAAGUAAUUAGAAUUGCAAAGUAUGUGGGCAAUACGUAUACUUUGUUCUUUGGUAUCAUUGGUAUGAACGAGGUCAGAGUUCAACAACUCCGAGAACAGUUUGAGCAUGGACAACGACUGGACUUUCUUUCUGUGCUAGCCAGGAUCACGUUUGCAUGGAAAGACGAAUUUGGGAAUAAAGCAAACUUUAUGCAAGUGAAAAAUGCGUUUGAAUUCUGCGGACUUGAUCUGACUGGACUGUUUGAAGACAUCACACAACUUAAAAAUGAUAGAAUAUCUCCAGAAGAUCUUGGAAUUCCUGCUAGUAUUCAGAAUUCACGUCCAUUAGAGGAAGAAAUAUCGGACAUAUCAAUGAUCAUCCUUAAAGCGUAUUUUAUUGUAUUCGUAGAGCUUAACAUUACCAUAGAAACUAUAGAAUUGGCAGAAAUGGAUCGCAGCAAAGCCUUGGAUUUGAUCAAAUAUCUACUAGGACAAUGGGUGGAAACGUUUAAAGACGAAGCUACAAUCCGACAACUCUACCUCGCUUUAAAGGAAUGCAAAAGGAACUACACCAAGUUAAUAGAGUUGGUGAAACGAAGACAGCUUGUAUAGCCGGUCAUCACCAUGGAAACAACCAGCGUUCGACGUUAGGACGGAAUGAGUUUGUUGUUGAUGAAUGAUUUGUUCCUUUACCUAUUAAAUGGUAUUAUUAACACCCCUAAAGUCAGUAGUUACAUUCCAAUAUCCAUGAUUGGUAAAGUCCCAAUUAUCAGGGUUUCCCUGAAUAUGCGCCCUAUUGUUAUCGCUAGGGUUUUCUACUUGACGUUGUGGUAUUUUAUUCUAUUUGACUUUACAGUGAUAUUGUAUCCAAUGCUAAACAAUAAUUAUGAUUAGUUGUUAGCUGAGAACGUCCUCGUCGUUGUAUUUGAUACAACUGUAAAUCAAUAAAACAGAAAUUAAAAAAAUAAUCACUUUGUGAUUCCUUUAUGUU